Messenger RNA from Vicia villosa (hairy vetch), 1671 nucleotides. RefSeq names its product omega-hydroxypalmitate O-feruloyl transferase-like. Gene Ontology annotation, molecular function: acyltransferase activity, transferring groups other than amino-acyl groups. The transcript has 3 exons. Bases 179 to 1492 code for a protein of 437 amino acids. The record is from RefSeq and is a predicted model, not a curated record. Lineage: Eukaryota; Viridiplantae; Streptophyta; Magnoliopsida; Fabales; Fabaceae.
UAACUCUAACCUCUUCCCAUUACAUUUAUUUUCUAUCAUAUCUUUUAUUUAAACCCCUAAGAUACACCAUUCCAUAUAUCAUACAUAUAUAACAAACCCCUCUUAAAGAUACUCAUCACAUUUCCCAUUUCAUAUUUGUGUUAACCAAUUCAGGUGAAUUAAGCAAGAACAUUUUGAGAUGGAGAACUCCAACUAUGAAAACGGUUUCCAACAAAUUAAUGUGAAGCUAACAAGUGAACCAUCACUUGUUCCACCAUCAGAAGAAACAACAAAAGGAACAUACUUUCUAUCAAACCUUGAUCAAAACAUCGCGGUCAUUGUUCGAACCGUUUAUUGUUUCAAAAACAAAGACAAGGGAAACGAGGAUGCUUGUGAAGUGAUUAAGAAUGCACUGAAGGAUGUUCUUGUUCAUUAUUACCCUCUUGCUGGGAGAUUGAGCAUAAGCUCAGAGGGGAAACUGAUUGUGGAUUGUACUGGAGAAGGUGCUCUUUUUGUUGAAGCUGAAGCUAAUUGUUGUAUGGAGGAAAUUGGUGAUAUUACAAAACCUGAUCCUAGGACUCUUGGGAUGUUGGUUUAUGAUAUUCCUGAUGCUAAACAUAUUCUUCAGAUGCCUCCUUUGGUUGCUCAGGUAACUAAAUUCAAAUGUGGAGGUUUCGCUCUUGGACUAUGCAUGAAUCACUGCAUGUUUGAUGGAAUUGGAGCUAUGGAGUUUGUGAACUCAUGGGGAGAACAAGCAAGAGGUUUACCAAUCUCAAUCCCUCCGGUUCUCGACCGAAGCAUACUAAAGGCGCGCAAUCCACCAAGGAUUGAGCAUUUGCACCAAGAAUUCGCUGACAUCGAAGACAAAUCAAACACUAACAGCUUAUACGAAGACGAAAUGGUGUAUAGGUCAUUCUGUUUCGAUCCCGAAAAACUAAAAGAAUUGAAGAAAAAAGCCAUGGAGGAUGAAGAUGGUGUUCUUGAGUCUUGCACAACAUUUGAAGUGCUUUCAGCUUUUGUUUGGAUAGCUAGAACAAAAGCACUUAAGUUGCUUCCAGAGCAAGAAACAAAGCUUCUUUUUGCAGUUGAUGGAAGGGCAAAAUUUGAACCAAAACUCCCAAAAGGGUAUUUUGGGAAUGGAAUUGUGCUAACAAAAUCUGUUUGUAAAGCAGGUGAAAUUACAAACAAGCCCUUUUCAUAUACUGUGAAACUUAUUCAACAAGCAAUUAAGAUGGUGAAUGAUGGAUACAUGAGAUCAGCUAUUGAUUAUUUUGAGGUGACAAGAGCUAGGCCUUCUUUGGCUUGCACACUCUUGAUCACAACUUGGUCUAGGCUUUCUUUUCAUAUUACUGAUUUCGGUUGGGGCGAACCGGUCCUAUCGGGACCGGUUGGCUUGCCGGAGAAGGAAGUGAUUUUGUUCCUUUCACAUGGGCAGGAGAGGAGGAACAUCAAUGUGCUUCUUGGUUUGCCUGCUCCUGUCAUGAAGAUCUUUCAAGAUUUGAUGAAGAUUUAGGAUUUUAUUAUUAUGUUAUGUUACAUAUGAUUUGAUUAUGUUAUUAUUUACUAUAUGGUAUGUUAUUUCUUAAAGUGAGUAUUUAUUAUGUUUAAGAAUUUAUUGGUGAUACUGUUAGUCAAUAAUUAAUGUCCUUGUAUUAACAAUUUAUUUAUAUUAUUAUAUAAAUAUAUUUUUGA